Merops nubicus (carmine bee-eater) is the source of this 1263-nucleotide messenger RNA. RefSeq names its product sterol 26-hydroxylase, mitochondrial. The record is from RefSeq and is a predicted model, not a curated record. Gene Ontology annotation, cellular component: mitochondrial inner membrane. NCBI's taxonomy places the organism in Eukaryota, Metazoa, Chordata, Aves, Coraciiformes, Meropidae. Gene Ontology annotation, molecular function: monooxygenase activity; heme binding; oxidoreductase activity, acting on paired donors, with incorporation or reduction of molecular oxygen. Gene Ontology annotation, biological process: C21-steroid hormone biosynthetic process; cellular response to peptide hormone stimulus; glucocorticoid biosynthetic process.
GUGAUGUCCCGGCGCAUUUAUGGCCCUAUCUGGAAGUCGACCUUCGGGCAUUACGAGAACAUCAACAUCGGGAGCCCGGUGGUGCUGGAGCAGCUGCUGCGGCAGGAGGGCAAGUACCCCAUGCGGAGCGACAUGGCCCUCUGGAAGGAGCACCGGGACACCCGGCGCCUGCCCUACGGACCCUUCACCGAGGAAGGGGAGCGCUGGUACCGCCUGCGCCAGGUCCUCAACCAGCGGCUGCUGAAGCCCUCGGAGGCGGUGCUGUACGCGGACGCCAUCGGGGACCCCUCAGGGGUGCUGGUGGGGGACGUGGCCAACCUGCUCUACCGCUUCGCCCUGGAAGGGAUCUCCUAUAUCCUCUUCGAGACCCGCAUCGGGUGCCUGAAGCAGCAGGUCCCUGCCGAGACCCAGCGCUUCAUUGACUCCAUCAACCUCAUGUUCAAGAACUCCAUCUUUGCCACCGUCCUGCCCCGAUGGAGCCGCAAGGUGCUGCCCUUCUGGGACCGCUACCUGGACAGCUGGGACACCAUCUUCGCCUUCGGCAAGACCCUGAUUGACCGAAAGAUGGAGGAGCUGGAAGGGCAGGUGGAGCGGGGCAAGGAGGUGUCCGGCUACCUGAGCUACCUGCUGGCCAGUGGCAGGCUCAGCCUGGAUGAGGUCUAUGGAUUGCUGGCUGGCGUGGACACGACCUCCAACACGCUGUCCUGGGCCCUGUACCAUCUCUCCCGGGACCCGGGCAUCCAGGAGACCCUGUACCAGGAGCUGAAAGCUGUCGUGCCUGACACCCGGUUCCCCGGUGCUGAGGACAUCCCCAAGAUGCCGAUGCUUCGGGCCGUUAUCAAGGAGACGCUGAGGGUCUAUCCCGUGGUGCCCACCAACGCCAGGGUCUUCUAUGAGAAGGACAUUGUCAUUGGAGACUACCUCUUCCCCAAGAACACCCUCUUCGUCCUGGCACACUAUGCGAUGUCCCACGAUGAGACGUACUUCCCCGAGCCCGAGCGGUUCCUUCCCCAGCGCUGGCUCCGGGGCCACGGCUCUCCCCACCCCCCCUUCAGCUCCAUCCCCUUCGGCUACGGGGUCCGCGCCUGCGUUGGCCGCCGCAUCGCCGAGCUGGAGAUGCACCUGGCCCUCGCCAGGAUCAUCCAGGCGUUUGAGGUGCGGCCAGACCCCCGUGGCGUGGAGGUGACGUCCGUGUCCCGCAUAGUCCUGGUGGCCGACAAGCCCAUCAACCUGGAAUUCAUUGCUCGCCCAGGAGCCCCGUGA